GUUGUCGCUGACUUCACACUUGUAUCUUUCUGUCUGAAAUCGAUAAGUGAUUGGCUUUUGCUGGUGGUAAAACUGCGGUGGGCGCGGUGACAGAAGGGUUCGUCAUGGCCUUGAAAAGGAGACGGACGACUUCCCCCUCUAGCAGUGUGAGUGGAGGAGAUUUUGACGAUAACCAAACUUCGUCGUUAGUGUCUUCAAUUGGGAGAAAGAGGAGAAGGACCUCAAACAUACCGACUGUGGAUCCUAUCGCUGUUUGUCACGAACUGUACAACACAAUCCGAGAUUAUAAGGACGACCAGGGCAGGAUGUUGUGUGAGCUGUUCAUCAGAGCUCCUAAACGCAGGAAUCAACCAGACUACUACCACGUGGUGUCUCAGCCCAUCGACAUGAUGAAAAUCCAGCAGAAAUUGAAGAUGGAGGAGUACGACGACGUCGAUCAACUCACCACUGACUUUCAGCUGUUAUUUAAUAAUGCUAAAAUGUAUUACAAGUCCGAGAGUCCCGAGUACAGGGCCGCCUGUAAACUGUGGGACCUUUACCUGCGGACCAAAAAUGAAUUUAUCCAGCGAGGGGAAUAUGAUGACGAUGACGAUGACGACGGGUACGACGCACAAGACAAUCCUGUGGGGACCACUGAAGAUGAGGUGAUUUUUUGUUUUAUCAUUUAGCACAUGGUGCUUCUAAGAUCCGUCCGUCCUUGUGUUAAGAAAUGUUCGUCAUCAUCAAGUCAUCUCUGUAAAAAUAAAAAGUAUUUGUAAAAUGUGA
Molecule: messenger RNA, 765 nt
Organism: Solea senegalensis (Senegalese sole)
Lineage: Eukaryota; Metazoa; Chordata; Actinopteri; Pleuronectiformes; Soleidae
Product: protein polybromo-1-like
Exons: 5
Coding region: 105-668 (187 amino acids)
Biological process (GO): chromatin remodeling
Cellular component (GO): RSC-type complex
Molecular function (GO): protein binding
Source: RefSeq, a predicted model, not a curated record